CUAUCACAUCUAACCCACAGAGAAGACACAUACGCCCACGAUGUCAGCGCGGGCGGGGGCGGUAGUGGUGGUGGUGGCGGCGCUGGUGUGUGAAGGCGCCACUUUCCCGUUUUCUAAUCUUAAGGAAAACGGACCAUUAGAAAGGGCGCUACGAAUGAUAGACACAGAGAGAACGAGAAGAAGUGACUUUGGAGAUCUGAUGAUGGAGUCGGGCGAGGAGAGCGAUCAGCUGUCUCUACUGCUUUUUGAGCGACAGUUUGGCACACAACCUGAGUUUGUACGACAGCUGAGACACAGGAGACCCAAGAGUAAAGAGAAGAAAAGAGGAAAGAGCAAAGAGAAGAAACGCAAGAGUAAGGAGAAGAAACCCAAAGGAAGCAAAGAGAAGAAGAAGAAGAAGAAGAAACACAGCAAGGAGAAGAGGCCCCACAGUCGAGAGAGGGACCCAUGGUAUACCACCUCCGUUGCCAUGACAACCCCUCUAUCCACGGCCACGUUCGAGGAAUCCACUCUGUCGUCCUCCACGUCAUCUCCCACGUCCACGCUCGUCCCAACGACUACGACAACGACCUCCCCGACGACCCCGACCUCCUUCACCGCGACGACCUCGACCUCUUUCACUUCGACGACCUCGACCUCCUUCUCUUCCACGUCGAACGACCCAAGAUUCCCAGAAGGAAUGCCCGAUUUUCUUCCUGAUGCGGAGACUAUCGAGCCAUUUAUCUGAGGGUUUUGGUAAGCGUUAGAUAGAUAGAUGACUAUGCUUGGCUGAAAGAGUUGACGGAAAGGUUUUCAGACGGAAACGGUCAUUAUUGUCUGACUAGAAAAUCGACAAUUAGCUCAAAAAUGGACACA
This is a messenger RNA of Penaeus vannamei (Pacific white shrimp), 855 nucleotides long. The record is from RefSeq and is a predicted model, not a curated record. NCBI's taxonomy places the organism in Eukaryota, Metazoa, Arthropoda, Malacostraca, Decapoda, Penaeidae.